GUUGUAGAUAAUAUGGUUGAAUUGUUAGAGCCUAUGCUUAUCAUGACAAAAUUAUUGUUCUCAAGCUUAUAUCCAACUGUUUUUGAUGUCUGUUUAACUUUUUUGGGACUUUAUCAUCAUCUUAGUAAAUUUUUAGAUAAUGAAUUACAAACAAUAAAACGAUAUAUGAUAGCAGAUUCUAUUAGGUUUAAGCUAAAUGAAUAUUGGUUCAUAUUUGAAGAAUCAACUUCAAUUGCAACAAUUCUUAACCUUUCAUCUAAGCUUUUGACUUUUCCCACUGGUGAUAAAAAAGAUGCUGCCCUUACUAGUCUAAGAAAUACUAUAGCUCAUUAUAAUAUCCUAGCAACAACUAUAACUAACCCAAUCCUAAAUUGA
Messenger RNA from Dentiscutata heterogama, 375 nucleotides. The record is from the annotation of a GenBank genome assembly. NCBI's taxonomy places the organism in Eukaryota, Fungi, Glomeromycota, Glomeromycetes, Diversisporales, Gigasporaceae.